GUUUCCCCAGUCCCGCGCAAUUCCACUCUUUUUUUGAGUCUCUCUCUUAGCCAUCCCUUCCCACCCACGCAAUGUGACCCCGUAUCCGAACUCCGCAACUGUAGCAGCCGGUGCCCUCGCCUAAAUCGCCUCUGCCAGAAAGUUGGCUUGCCAUUUCCCCGCGACAUUGCAGGCGUCCUUCUAAGCCACGAACUGGAAGGGAAGUGAGCGGACAUUUGAGUUGUAAAUUCGUUGCCUUCCAUGAAAUCGUGCGGAGUGUCGCUUGCUACUGCCGCCACUGCCUUCAGUGAUGAGGAAAAGAAAAUGGCGGCGGGAAAAACGAGCGGCGAGGACGAAGAGGGAUCCCCCAGCUUGACAGCUGAAGAGAGGGAGGCGAUCGGAGAACUGGACAGCCGCCUCUUCGGGUUUGUGAGGCUCCAUGAAGAUGGCGCCAGGACGAAGAUCUUACUAGGCAAGGCUGUUCGCUGCUACGAAUCUUUAAUUUUAAAAGCAGAAGGAAAAGUGGAGUCUGAUUUCUUCUGUCAAUUAGGUCACUUCAACCUCUUAUUGGAAGAUUAUCCAAAAGCAUUAUCUGCAUAUCAGAAGUACUACAAUUUACAGUCUGACUACUGGAAGAAUGCUGCCUUUUUAUAUGGCCUUGGGUUGGUCUACUUCUACUACAAUGCAUUUCAGUGGGCAAUUAAAGCAUUCCAGGAGGUGCUUUACGUUGAUCCAGGUUUUUGCAGAGCUAAAGAAAUUCAUUUACGUCUUGGGCUUAUGUUCAAAGUGAAUACAGACUAUGAAUCUAGUUUAAAGCAUUUUCAUUUAGCUUUGGUUGACUGUAAUCCUUGUUCUUUGUCUACUGCUGAAAUUAAAUUUCAUAUUGCCCACUUGUAUGAGACCCAGAGGAAGUAUCAUUCUGCCAAGGAUGCCUAUGAACAACUUUUACAGACAGAAAAUCUUCCUAUACAAGUAAAGGCAACUAUAUUACAACAGUUAGGUUGGAUGCAUCAUAAUGUAGAUCAUCUAGGAGAAAAAGCAGCCAAAGAAAGCUGUGCUAUCCAGUAUCUUCAAAAGUCAUUGGAGGCAGACCCUAAUUCUGGCCAGUCUUGGUAUUUCCUUGGAAGGUGCUAUUCAAGUAUUGGGAAAGUUCAGGAUGCCUUUAUAUCUUACAGGCAAUCUAUUGAUAAAUCAGAAGCAAGUGCAGAUACAUGGUGUUCAAUAGGUGUGCUCUAUCAGCAACAAAAUCAGCCUAUGGAUGCUUUACAGGCCUAUAUUUGUGCCGUACAGUUGGAUCAUGGGCAUGCCGCAGCAUGGAUGGAUCUAGGCACUCUCUAUGAAUCUUGUAACCAGCCUCAGGAUGCCAUUAAAUGCUACUUAAAUGCAACCAGAAGCAAAAGUUGUAAUAAUACAUCUGUACUUGCAGCAAGGAUUAAGUAUUUACAGGCUCAGUUGUGUAACCUUCCACAAGGUAGUCUACAGAAUAAAACUAAAUUACUUCCUAGUAUUGAGGAGGCAUGGAGCCUACCAAUCCCCGCAGAGCUUACCUCCAGGCAGGGUGCCAUGAACACAGCACAGCAGGCUUGUAAACCUCAUCAUGCGAAUACCGAACCUGAAUUAGGCCUCAGUCAAACACCAGUUUCACAGCAAUCUUUGCCACUACACAUGAUUACUGCUAGCCAAGUAGAUGGCCUAUCCAGUCCUGCCAAGAGGAAAAGAACAUCUAGUCCAACAAAGAAUAGUUCUGAUAACUGGAAUAGUGGCCAUAAUGUUCCACAUCCUUCAGUACAGCAACAAGGUUAUUCAUGGUGUUUUACACCACAGAAAUUGCAGCACUUGGAACAGCUACGUGCAAAUAGAGAUAAUUUAAAUUCAGCACAGAAGCUGAUGCUGCAACAGUUGGAAACUCAGUUUGUCAUAAUGCAGCAACACCAAAUGAAACAAACAGGAGUUGCUCAGGUACAGUCUACUGGAAUUUCUAACGGACCAAUAGCUGACUCAUCACUGCCUACAAAUUCUAUCUCUGACCAGCUACCACAUGCUGCUCUUCAUAGAGUACCUAGUGUCGUCUCUCAGCCUGGAACUCGCCCUGCCUGUCUUGGGCAGCCUUUGUCCAGUGGACCUUUUUCUGCAGGCUGUGUUCCAUGUGGCACAUCAAAAACCUUAGGGAGUACAGAUACUAUUUUGAUAGAUAAUGAUUAUGUAACAAGAGGAGGAAGUAAUGGAAAUGUGCCUUACCUGCAGCAAAACACGUUUACUCUACCUCAUAACCACACAAACCUGACCAGCAGCACAGAGGAGCCUUGGAGAAAACAGCUGUCUAACUCCACUCAGGGGCUUCAUAAAUGUCAGAGUUCAUGUUUGGCAGGUCCUAACAGUGAACAACCUCUCUUUUCCCCUGGGCCUUCCCAGUAUCUCCAGGCAGUUGGCAGUUACACUCAGAAUGGACACCCUACUGUGCCUAGCAAUGCAGUAACACAGGCGGCUGCUGUCAGUCAUCUUUCCUCUCAUAUCGCUACCUCAGGUGGACAACAAGGCCUUGCCUUUACCAAAGAGAGCAAGCAUCCUGGAAAUACAUCUUUGUUGCCUGAAACAAACAGGCUUGCUGGAGAGACACCUAAUGGCCGUGCCAGUGUCAAGGGACUUUCUAAUCAUGUCCAUCAGGUAACAACAGCAGGUGCUGUUUCCAGUCCUGACCAUGGAGAUUCUGCAUCACCAAAUUUACUAAUUUCAGACAAUCCUCAGCUACCUACCUUGUUGAUUAGAAAAGCCAGUGACAUUGUGGAUACUGGAACCUGUGAUAAAGUCAAUAACAUCCACCCACCUACUCAUACAAAGACUGAAAAUUCUGUUGCCUCUUCACCAUCUUCAGCCAUCUCUACGGCAACACCUUCUCCGAAAUCCACUGAGCAGGCAACUCACAAUGUUACCAGCCUUAACUGUUCUCACAAUGAGUUAAACACAAUUAAUGGAGGAGAGCUGAAGGACUCACAGAGCUCCAUAAAAACAGACCUGCCUCUGGUUAGCUACAAACCCAGCUGUCAGAUUAUACCGUCAAUGUCUGUGUCUAUAUACCCCAGCUCAGCUGAAGUUCUCAAGGCUUGCAGGAAUCUUGGUAAAAAUGGCUUGUCAAAUAGUACUAUAUUGUUGGAUAAAUGUCCACCUCCAAAACCACCAUCUUCACCAUAUCCCCCCUUACCAAAGGACAAGUUGAAUCCACCCACACCUAGUAUUUAUUUGGAAAAUAAACGUGAUGCCUUCUUUCCUCCAUUACAUCAAUUUUGUAUAAAUCCAAACAACCCUGUUACAGUAAUACGUGGCCUUGCUGGAGCUCUUAAGUUAGACCUUGGACUUUUCUCUACCAAAACUUUGGUAGAAGCCAACAAUGAACACGUGGUAGAAGUGAGGACACAGUUGUUGCAGCCAUCGGAUGAAAACUGGGAUCCAACUGGAACAAAGAAAAUUUGGCGUUGUGAAAGUAAUAGAUCGCACACUACAAUUGCUAAAUAUGCCCAGUACCAGGCUUCCUCCUUCCAGGAAUCACUGAGGGAAGAAAAUGAGAAAAAGACUCACCAUAAAGACUAUUCAGAUAAUGAAUCCACAUCUUCAGAUAGUUCUAGAAGAAAGUGGAAAGUACCUUUUAAAACCAUAAAGUUCGGAACCAACAUUGACCUCUCAGAUGACAAAAAGUGGAAAUUGCAGCUUCACGAGCUCACUAAACUUCCUGCUUUUGUACGUGUGGUAUCAGCAGGAAAUCUUCUAAGUCAUGUUGGUCAUACCAUAGUGGGCAUGAAUACGGUUCAACUGUACAUGAAAGUUCCAGGGAGCAGAACACCAGGUCACCAAGAAAAUAACAACUUCUGUUCUGUUAACAUAAAUAUUGGUCCAGGUGAUUGUGAAUGGUUUGUUGUUCCUGAAGAUUACUGGGGUGUUCUGAAUUACUUCUGUGAGAAAAAUAAUUUGAAUUUUCUAAUGAGUUCUUGGUGGCCCAAUCUUGAAGAUCUUUAUGAAGCAAAUGUUCCUGUAUAUAGGUUCAUUCAGCGACCUGGAGAUUUGGUCUGGAUUAAUGCAGGCACUGUGCAUUGGGUUCAGGCUGUUGGCUGGUGCAACAAUAUUGCGUGGAAUGUUGGUCCACUUACAGCCUGCCAGUAUAAAUUGGCAGUGGAACGCUAUGAAUGGAACAAAUUGCAGAGUGUGAAGUCAGUAGUACCCAUGGUUCAUCUUUCCUGGAAUAUGGCACGAAAUAUCAAAGUCUCAGAUCCAAAGCUUUUUGAAAUGAUUAAGUAUUGUCUUCUGAAAAUUCUAAAGCAAUGUCAGACAUUGAGGGAAGCUCUUAUUGCUUCAGGAAAAGAGAUUAUAUGGCAUGGGCGGACAAAAGAUGAACCAGCUCAUUAUUGUAGCAUUUGUGAGGUGGAAGUUUUUGAUCUGCUGUUUGUCACCAGUGAGAGCAAUUCUCAAAAGACCUACAUAAUACAUUGCCAAGAUUGUGCACGAAAAACAAGUGGAAAUCUAGAAAAAUUUGUGGUGCUAGAACAGUACAAAAUGGACGACCUGAUGCAAGUCUAUGACCAGUUUACAUUAGCUUCUUCAUUAUCAUCCUCCUCAUCUUAAUAUUUUUUCAUGAAUAUUAAAUGAGACCUUUUCUGCUCUUCAGAAAAGUUCUGAACCACUGGUCUUUGUAACUGUUUCCUAAAACUGAUGAUUAAAAGCUCUUUCUAUGCAACCUUCCAAGUAUAGCGUGUUCAGCCUUCUGGAUAGGGGAAAACAGUGCCCCCGCUCCAAGACUCUCAUAAAGCUCAUCCAGCCGAACUUCAGAAAAAAAAAAAUGCUGUAUUUUGUAUAUAUUUGACAAAACUGGCAAUGUCGUACUGACUACUGACUUGAAGAAAACUUUUUUUAUGUUUCUCUGCUCUGGGCUGAUAAAUUAGUGUUCAUCAAUAUUUUGUCCUUUAAGAGUUUUCCUAUGAAAAAAUAUUACCCUAGCUGGUCAUUUCCUUGUAUGAUAGUCAAUAAUUUUAAGUCUUUCUUUGACAAACCUUUUUUUUUCCAUGUGAAAAAUUAGGAGACAAGUUUUUUUUUUUUACCACUUUGUUUUUCUUUGUUUUGAGGCCACGAUGU
Loxodonta africana (African savanna elephant) is the source of this 5097-nucleotide messenger RNA. RefSeq names its product lysine-specific demethylase 6A-like. Bases 241 to 4590 code for a protein of 1449 amino acids. Gene Ontology annotation, molecular function: chromatin DNA binding; histone H3K27me2/H3K27me3 demethylase activity; RNA polymerase II cis-regulatory region sequence-specific DNA binding. The transcript is spliced from 30 exons. The record is from RefSeq and is a predicted model, not a curated record. Gene Ontology annotation, cellular component: MLL3/4 complex. Gene Ontology annotation, biological process: heart development; regulation of gene expression. Lineage: Eukaryota; Metazoa; Chordata; Mammalia; Proboscidea; Elephantidae.